AUGAUAAUUCAAGGAACAACAGGAACAGGAAAGUCUUACCUAAUUGGUGUGAUUAGUGAAAGUCUUAAAAGUGUGGCAAUGCUUAAUCAAUCUCCCCUUCUACUGCUUGCACCGACUGGAGUAGCAGCAUUCAACAUAGGAGCAUCGACUAUUCAUUCCAAGUUGAGAAUUCCAAUAAAAGAUUUUGCUCAAUUAGAAGGAACAAGGCUAACAACUUUCCAAGAAGAACUAUCACAUGUGAAGUAUAUAUUGAUUGAUGAAAUGAGCUUCAUUGGAGAGAAUUUACUUGAGAACAUCGAUUCCUGUCUUCAUCAAGCAUUCCCACAAAAUUCUGAUCUAAUGUUUGCAGGUAUUUCAAUCAUUUUAGUUGGAGACCUGGGUCAGCUGCCUCCCAUCAAAGACAAACUGGCAUAUGAGAGCAGCAGACAAGCAAAGAUUCUAUGGCAGGACUUAAAAAUUGUGGUUACCUUAGAAAAAAAUUUUAGACAAGAUGGAGAAGACAUUGAACAGAUUCAAUUUCGUCAAUUGUUGACAAACUUGAGAGAAGUGCAACCUACAAUUGAUGACUGGAAGUUGCUCAUGUCAAGAACAAGUAGUAAUAUGAGUUCAACAAUCAAUGAAGCCUUUGACAAUGAUGUUCAUUUGUUCUCCACAAAUGAUAAUGUUCAGAAUCAUAACAGGAAAAAAUUAUAUUCUCUCAAACAACCUAUUGCACGUAGCAUUGCCAAAAAACUUGGAACUAUUAAUGCAACCGAAGGAAGUUCUCAUGACGAGCUCGAUAUGGAGUUAUUGAUUAGCAAAAAUGCAAGAGUUAUGCUAACUUAUAAUCUAUGGAUUGAAGCGGGUCUUGUAAAUGGAGCAUUAGGUUAUAUUCAAAAGAUUGUAUACAAACCUGGAAGUAUGCCACCAGAACCACCAACAUAUGUAAUGGUUAAGUUUGAUAACUACUUUGGAUUUCCGUUCGAUGAUCACAAUCCACAAACAGUUCCCAUCAGUAUAAGACAAAGAGGUUCUAUAGUUCAAAUACCAUUGAGACUGGCUUGGGCAUUAACAAUACACAAGUCGCAAGGUUUGACACUUGCAAAAGCCACAAUUGAUAUAGGACCAACUGAAAGAACAGGAAUGACAUUUGUAGUUGUAUCUUGUGUAAAGUCUUUGCAAGGAUUGAGAAUAUAA
Cryptomeria japonica (Japanese cedar) is the source of this 1176-nucleotide messenger RNA. RefSeq lists its product as uncharacterized. The coding region runs from base 1 to 1176 and encodes 391 amino acids. Gene Ontology annotation, biological process: DNA repair; telomere maintenance. Lineage: Eukaryota; Viridiplantae; Streptophyta; Pinopsida; Cupressales; Cupressaceae. Gene Ontology annotation, molecular function: DNA helicase activity. The record is from RefSeq and is a predicted model, not a curated record. The transcript is spliced from 2 exons.